Molecule: messenger RNA, 690 nt
Organism: Moneuplotes crassus
Lineage: Eukaryota; Ciliophora; Spirotrichea; Euplotida; Euplotidae
Source: the annotation of a GenBank genome assembly
GAGAACAUAUGAGUUCUAGCAUACAAAAUAAGCUGACAUAUAAGAAAGCAUGGGAGGAAGAAUCCAAUGAAGAAUCUAAGGGAUGUGAUGACUUUAACCAGGCUCAAAGAUAUUCAGAGAAAUUCUUGCUUAAAAACCCUCAGCAGCCUCAAAGACCCCUGAUGAAAUUUCCAAGUGAUGCUGUUCUUAACAAAAUUGUAGAGAACUCCUCAAAGAACAUUUUUAUUUGUAACGAAGAGGAUGAGAAAAUAGAAGAAGAGAAAAAUAAACAGCUUAAUGAUAAGCUGAGGCUUUCCGAAGUCCCAUUACAAGAAGAAAGUAAAGAUCAGAUCAUCUCUGGAGAAAAUCUUGACCAAAUAGUCUCAUUUUCCUCAAGAAAACCACUAGCCAAAAAGAUUGUUCCCAAUUCAGAGUCUCCUUUACGAAAAAGUCGAACUAGAGAGUCCCUCAAAAAGAGGAAGGCUCUUCGAAAGAGGAUCAUCUUCACAAGCCAGGAAGGAAGUGAGAGGCUUGAAUCUGAUCAAAAUCUCCUCCCUAAACCCAAUCCUCAUUCCUCAAAUAACCAAGAAGACUAUGAACAAGUCUCAGAGGCUAGCUCUUCACGGCCCUCUCACCUAUCUAACCAGAGCAACGAAUCUGACUUCACUCAUGAAGACGUUGAGCACUUGCUAAAAUAAUUUUCAACAGUGG